CACGUGGUUUUGUUGUGGUCUAAGGUUGUUGCAUGUGCACAUUCACAAGAUUAACAGAAGUAGUUUUCUUCGUGUAGAUAGUUACAUGAAGUUAUUCUUAUUCAACUCAUAAGUAGCAAUAUUUAUCUCAUCAGAAAUUAUAACGUAGAAACAAGAUUUUACAUAAUAGAUUGAUCAAAAUAUAAAUACUUAAGAAGUUGAUAAAUAACAAUAUUAGCAUGGUUUUGUUUAUGGGCCUCAGGGUAGAAUGUUAUUAAGAAAUCUGGAAGAACAUUGGUUUUUGCAUUGCAUUACAAUGUCACCUUAUAACAUAUUUUUAUCAGAACAAUUGAGUAAUACCUUAAAUUUUGUUACUAAAAAUCCAAUGGGCAAGAUUCCAUUUGGACUAGCUACUAUAAAAGAUACAAAAAAUUCUUGGAAUGAAAAUAUUCAGCCAAUGACAUCAAAGAUGGAAUAUCACAAAAGUGCAGAAGUAGCCAUAUUUAGUGAUAACAGAGAAGCUAAAAGUUUGUACCAUAAAAUACAAAAAGAACGUAAAAUUUGGUGGCGCAAAUUAGCUCAACAACCAUCUAGAUUUAAAAUUACAGAAACAAGGAGAAGCAAAGAUCUAGAUUUGGUAGAUAUAGAAGCUCAAUUUCCAUUUGGUACCAUUACCGUAGAAAAAAUAACUUAUCAUACAGACAUUAAAAAACUAUUACUUCAGAUUGAUAAUAAAAAAGAUCUUGUCGACAUACAAAUGGUCGAACAUGUAGUAUCUUUAGAUUGGGGUUGCUUAGCACUACUAUGUGAUGCUUAUAACAUAGAUGAAACAGCUAAAAUGCAUAUACAUUCUAAAUUAGCACCACACAAAGUUGCGAUUCAUAUAAAGAAGUCAGAGAAUGAAACAAAUACUGGAAGUGAUGAUUUAAAUCGCUUUGUACUUUACUUAAACAACAUGCUUAGAACAAAGGGCCUGAAUACUAUAUUAACCAUCUCAGAAGAAGUUGUGAAUGCGUGCUUAGUUCCUUUUAUAGUUUUAGUUGACAGGACUAGUCUUGAAAAUGGCAUUAUAUAUGUAACAAACAGGUCAACAACUCUUAACCAAGCAAUUCACAUAACUGAUUUAGCAAAAUAUAUAACGAUGCAUUGUUAACCAAUUGAUAUGGUUGAAUAUUUUGUAUCAAUAAAAUUUUUGUGUUACGCUUUUCAAAUAUAUUAUUAGUAUAGAUAUUCUUUUAAUUAAUAAGGAAUAUAACAAAUUGUAGAAACAGUAAUAAAUUUUGUCUCAGUUUUGUAUUUGAUAUAUUACUCACUAAUUUGUGAAAUAUGCAGCUACUUCAUUCUGUCAUAUAUUUGAAAAAAAAAAUGUGACUUUAUGAAAUCAAUAAGAAUAAGAUUCCAAAAGGUACAUGUAACCACAUGGAAUUAAGUUGGACAGUUACACGUAUUGACAUUCUGCGAAAGUAUGAGAAAUUGGAAUGCUUUGUGCUUAAUAAAAUUGAUACUUUAUA
This is a messenger RNA of Megalopta genalis, 1490 nucleotides long. RefSeq names its product DNA polymerase subunit gamma-2, mitochondrial (gene DNApol-gamma35). NCBI's taxonomy places the organism in Eukaryota, Metazoa, Arthropoda, Insecta, Hymenoptera, Halictidae. The record is from RefSeq and is a predicted model, not a curated record.